UGCCAAUAUUGCCAUUGGCAACACUGAUGAGUAGUUAAGUUGAGUCUUGAGCCUGAGUCACUUGAGUGUCAAAAAUGUUUAUGAAAAGUAAAGAAAUUGAAUCUUGUACAUUGUGCAUUAUUUUAUGAAAUGCAAAUAUUUAAAUAAUUUAUAAAGAAAAUAUAUGUAUUUUUUAAUUAGUUUUAAUUCGGAUAGAUAACUUUACUAUACUUCAAAAGGUAACGUGAAUCAAGAUGAAUAUGAACAUGCUGAACAAUUCAACUAUGCUGAUGAACAUAAUGCCGGAGGUUGAACAAAUUAUCAGCCAAUUGGAGAGAGGCACUCUUGUCACUAGGUACUAUCCAAGGAAACGGCCGGAGAAAAAAACGCUCAUGAUUCGUCGGGAAACGCGACAGAUAUUAUGGGCUCGAACUCCAAACACUAAAACUUUUGAAGGAGCAGUGGAAAUGCGAGAAGUAAAAGAAAUAAGACUGGGAAAAUGCUCAAAAGACUUUGAAAAAUGGCCUGAAGAAAUUAAAAGAAUUGAACAAAUGCGUUGUUUUAUAGUGUUUUAUGGAUCAGAAUUCAAACUCAAGUCGUUGUCUAUAGUGGCCUUUUCUGAGAAGGAAUGCGAACUGUGGGUUAGAGGCUUAAGACAUCUGGUACCUGAUACAAUUAACGCAUCCUAUCCUCUUCAAGUAGAAAGAUGGCUGAGAAAGGAAUUCUAUGCCAUGGAAAACUCCAAAGAAAUCGUAACAUUGAAAGAUCUCAAAGGAUUUCUGCCUCGAAUCAACUGUAAAUUGUCAACAAAUAAACUGAGAGAAUUAUUCCAAGAAGUGGAUACCAGAAAACGGAAUGAAUUAGGAUUUGAUGAUUUUGCGGAACUGUACCAUAGGCUUAUGUUUGACGAAGGGACAUUCAGAGAAAGUGUGGAGGACUACUGUGAGAAUGGGCAGAAUGGCAUUGUUAGCGUUCAACAGCUGACCAACUUUCUGAUCAAAGAGCAGGGUGAAAAGAGAGUUGAAGAAAAGCAAGUGUCCAGUCAUAUGAGGGAUUAUCUUCAAGAUCCUCAGCGCAAUGUUGAGGAACCAUUCUUCACUGCCAGAGAGUUCAUGGAUUUUCUAUUCUCAAAACAAAAUGAAUUAUGGGACAAGGCUUUCGAUAAUAUUUAUCAAGAUAUGUCUCGACCUCUAUCUCAUUAUUGGAUCGCUUCAUCCCACAAUACGUACCUGACGGGCGACCAGUUCUCGUCUGAGUCGUCAGUGGAGGCGUAUGUGCGCUGCCUGCGCAUGGGCUGUCGCUGCAUAGAGCUGGACUGCUGGGAUGGGCCCGACGGCAAGCCGAUCAUCUAUCACGGGCACACACUCACCACACGCAUCAAGUUCCUCGACGUGGUCAAGAUUAUCAAGGAGCACGCGUUUGUCGUUUCCGAUUUUCCAGUGAUCCUGUCGAUCGAGGACAACUGUUCGCUGCCGCAACAGCGCAACAUGGCGGUGACAAUGCAGGAGGUGUUUGGUGACAUGCUGCUGGUGCAGCCCGUUGCCAAGCACGAGACGCGGCUGCCGUCGCCCUACAGUCUGCGCCACAAGAUCAUUCUCAAGCACAAGAAGUUGCCAGAGGGUGGAGACGAGGCUUCGGUCAUGAUGAAGCCCGAACAAGGUAAAGAAAUGGACCUGCGAAAUACGGUGAAGAAUGGCAUAUUGUACCUGGAAGAUCCAGUCGAUAAAAAAUGGAAUCCUCACUUCUUUUUCUUGACUCACCACAAACUAUUCUACACGGAUAGUUUCGAAGGUGGACCUGACGCUGAUGAAGGCGAGGAUGAUGAGGCUGAACCUCAAACUUUCCUCAAACUCAAAGAGGGUGUUCCGAACGAUGAGCUGCACUUUGGCGAGAAAUGGUUCCACGGGAAGCUGUUGGGCGGUCGCGCCGAAGCCGAGGAUUUACUGAGAAGAUACUCGCACCUCGGUGAUGGCACUUUCCUUGUCAGAGAGAGUGAGACGUUUGUCGGUGACUACUCGCUCUCGUUCUGGAGACAAGGAAAAGUGAACCACUGUCGGAUCAGGUCGAAACAGGAUAAAGGCCAAAUCAAGUUUUUCCUCAUUGAUAAGAACUGCUUCGAUAGCUUAUACAGUCUGAUCACACAUUACAGAAAUCAUUCCCUCAGAAGUCAGGAGUUCCUGAUAACACUGCAAGAGCCGGUUCCCCAACCGAACAAGCACGAAGGUCAGCCGUGGUACUACCCUCAGGCCUCGCGCAGCUACGCUGAAGAACUACUCAAGAGGGUGCCACUCGAUGGAGCUUUCCUCGUGCGUCCAAGUCUCAAGGACAACAAUACUUUCGCCAUAUCGUUCAGGGCUGAACGAAGAAUGAUAAAGCACUGUUGCAUAAAACGGGAAGGACGGUUGUACACGAUUGGCACAAUGCAAUUCGAAAGUCUAGUCGAGUUGAUCAACUACUAUGAACGCCACUACUUGUACAGAAAAGUCAAGCUACGCAUUCCUAUCACUGAGGAACUCCUAAACAGUACUCCUAUGGAUAGCAUGGAUGAUGGACUGGCUUCAGCCACACCUGGCUACAUUGAUCCGAGCAGUUUCACUUCUAAGAUCACAGUGAAGGCGAUUUUUGACUACCAGGCGAAACAGGACGAUGAGCUGUCGUUCUGCAAGCACGCCAUCAUUACCAACGUCAACAAACAAGAUGGCGGUUGGUGGCGCGGUGACUAUGGCGGCAAAAGACAGCACUGGUUUCCUUCGUCCUAUGUGGAGGACGUGGAACCCCAGCAAGAGAGAGAUGAUAGUUCAGGUGACUCGAUGCUACUGGGCAGUCUUCAGAAGGGCAGCCUCGACGUGAUGGGUGCUGUCGUGGAGAUAGUGGAGGUGUCGGGGGGUGCGGUGACCGGCCUCGAGUGGGUGCUGCGCAUCCAGAACCCCAACCGCUGCACCAGCUUCGAGGUGGCAUGCCAGUCACGUGACCAGGCUCUCGAGUGGAUGGCCGCCAUCGAGAGGACUGCACAGUCGGCUAGUUUCCGGGAGAACCAGAAUAGAGAAAUGGAAAAAACGUGGAGAGUCGCCAAAGAAAUAUCGUCUCUUAUCAUCUAUUGUAGAUCGGUAGCUUUCAAUAUGGAGAGGAUCAAGAAGAAAGGCUUCAUCUACAAUGAAAUGUCUUCGUUUCCUGAGACCAAGGCUGAGAAAAUCAUGUGCCAGCAAGAGAGCAAGUUCUUCUACAAGUAUCACCAGCACCAGCUGAGCCGAGUGUACCCGAAAGGGCAACGCAUAGACUCAUCCAACUACAAUCCAGUUCCAGUGUGGAAUGCAGGCUGUCAAAUGGUCGCUCUCAACUAUCAGACUGCUGACAAGCCGAUGCAGAUCAACCAGUGCAAGUUCCGGCUGAACGGAGGCUGUGGCUACCUGCUGCGGCCCGACGCCAUGUUUGGCGCCGAUUGCGACGCGCCGCAAGCCGCCGCCACGGAGUCAAUCGCGAUUGCGCUGCGCGUGAUCGGCGCGCGCCAUCUGCUGCGUUCGGGGCGCGGCACUGCCAGUCCGUUUGUCGAGAUCGAAGUGUUGGGCGCAGAUUGUGAUCACGGCGUCAAACUUACUACCAAGACUGUUGCUGACAACGGUUUGAAUCCGGUUUGGAACGAUUUCUGUGACUUCGAUGUCCACAAGCCGGAGUUGGCGAUGCUGCGUUUCGUGGUGCAAGAUGAAGAUAUGUUUGGCGACAAGAAUUUCAUUGGACAGGCAACCUACCCGAUUGUGGCGUUAAGAACCGGAUAUAGGAGUGUUCCUCUAAAGAACGGAUUCUCCGAAGAUAUAGAACUAUCUACUCUUUUGGUGCACCUUAGAAUCAGGACUCUAUCUGAGAGGAGAAAUGAGAAGUCGUUGAGAAGCAACAGUACUAGCAGCACAGUAACGUUGGGAAGUAACAGUAGCAGCAACAGAACACAUCUGCAAACAGUCUCACUGUCAUCGCUCUCAUCUGAUCAUUCGGAAUUCACCUUUGCCGACAGUUCGUGCUGACAUUAGUUCCAAAUAAUAUUGUUUUCCAACUACAGUAAAAUAUUACAAAGUUCUAAUUGAACGAUUUUGACUUGAUAAGUGUUGUACAAGACUGAACGUUUUCAGUUGCUGUCUCCAUUAUUUGCAUUUUGUCAUUAUUAUUAUCAUUCAUAGUUGUUGAGAAUGAUAUUGUAUCUAUCUAUCUAUGUUCACCAAAACUGCACAAUAUUCCCCUUCCAAAAAUAAUAGGUGAUUGUUUAGUAUUAAAUGAAAUUUAUUUUGCAAGCAUUUUAGAUAUAGUAUUGAGUGACGGCUCAUAACAUUGUAUGUUUAUUUUUAUGAAUUAGAAUUCGAUUUUUAAUGAAGAAAUUGUCGGUAGGUUUUGGAACGAUUCUGGUACUAGAAGAUGAGUUUAUUGAUUUAUUUGUAGGUUUGAGAACGAAUCUGGUACUAGAUGAAAAGUUUUAUUGAUUUAUUGGUAAGUUUGGGAACGAUUCUGGUACUAGAAGAUAAGUGUUAUUGAUUUAUUGGUAGGUUUGAGAACGAUUCUGGUACUAGUUGAAAAGUUUUAUUGAUUUAUUGGUAUGUUUGAGAACGAUUCUGGUUCUAGAAGAUUUGAUUUAUUGCUAGGUUUGAGAACGAUUCUGGUACUGGAAGAUAAGUUUAUUGAUUUAUUUGUAGGUUUGAGAACGAUUCUGGUACUAGAUGAAAAGUUUUAUUGAUUUAUUGGUUGGUUUGAGAACGAUUCUGGUACUAGAAGAUAAGUGUUAUUGAUUUAUUGGUAGGUUUGAGAACGAUUCUGGUACUAGAUGAAAAGUUGUAUUGAUUUAUUUGUGAUUGUUGUAUUUUAUAUUACUUUAUUCUCAUUGUUUAUAUGAAUCUAGUGACUUGUUACAUGAAUGCAGUUUAGAAACAAACUGAAAGCUACUAUACUGUAAAGCAUAAAUAAUAAUAAUGCUGUUAUUCAAACAAAAUUUUAUUGGUGUUCUAUCAGAAAAAGCCUUUCUACACUAAUAAAUUUUAUCAAUAGAUUAUCCGUUGUAUAUAUUUAUAUGUUAAAAUUUUAUCGUAUGUUAAUAUUUGCAUUUUAAAAUUCUGAGAGUCUACCUAGUUCGAUUAUACGUAAAGUUGAAAAGUAUUUUAUAAUGAGAAAAUUUAUCAAGAUGUAUUUUUAAGGAGAAUAUUGAGCAAAUUUCAUAAGGAUUAAUUGACUUGAAAAUGUAAUGGUAGUCUGUUUGGUCCAUUUUCCAUUAUAUGGUAUCUAGAAAUUUGAGGUAGAAAAAUUGAAAAACUACUUUAUUGACUUUUUGUAACAUAUCAUACCAUUGAUACCUGAAAUUUUAUACUGUUGAUAAGAAUCAUGUCAAUAUAUUCUUAGGAUUUUUAUUAAUUAUAAGUGUUUGAAGAUGGCAAGAGAUUUAUCUCUGAUCAUACUAUACUUUUAUAAAUUAUAUUAUUUAUAUUAUUAUAUUAAGGUACCUAUAUUGCUAAGAAUUAUGUGCUUCCUUAGUUCAAAGUCUUCCAUUGCGAUGUAUAAAUAUUGUUUCCUAGAUUAGUUAAGAUUAAUAUUUCUUACUGUACUGGCAAUGCACCGAACAAAAUAUUUAUAUAAAUUUUGCAGUAAGACCUUUGUUAUUGCGUUAUAAAUCAUUUCUAUUUUUAACUAGCAUGGCCCUGUUGCAUGAGAAAGUUCAACUUAAUAUUUUAGUAAUUUCCUAUUCUAAUAACCAGCUUACUACUAAUAUUAUUAGUUUGUAUUUUCUCAUGCAAUAGGCACCUGGAGCAUUAUUCCAUCUUUUUAAUCUGUCCUCAAGUUAUUAAACAUAUAUUAUAUGCUCGGCCUAGCUCUUGGAUUAAUUUCAUAUAAGCUAUAAAUGUUUGAUGUACAUUCUGUCCGAUUAUCGUUUUGUGAUCCUACCAAGCUCUGGUGCCCUAAAUAACGGAUAACUGAGGAUCUACUUAAUUUGCUAUUAGAGAUGGCGAAUUAUUGAUAUUUAUUAUGCUCUUUCAUUUGAAUUUUGAACAAUUUGAUGAAAAUAUUCAUGUCUCUUUGUACUGGACUAAUUAUUACUAUUGAUAUUUUUUUUAAUAAAAUUGUUGAUUAGGAUAGCCUAAUUGUAGAAAUGUGAAAUCAUAGUUUCCACUCAAUUACUAUUUUCUUCUAAAUUAAUAAUUAAUGUCUUCCGUCAAUUUCCAUAAUGAAUAUUCUCGUACACUAUAGCAUUAUAUAAUAGAUAUUAGUAAUUCAUCAUUGCGUUGAUAAUUAUAAUUUUCUAUAUCUUGUCAAUUAAAAUAUCUAAAAGCUUGAUCGAGAAGUAGUCUUGUUAAAUUUUAAAAUAUGCAUACUUAAAAUUCUGGCUUCCUUUCGUUGAAUGUGGUGAUCACAUAUGAAUUUUAUAAUAAGUUAUCUUCCAAAUCUUCUUUCAUUGAUAAUUUAUUCGUAUAACUGGAUGGUUUGAAUACUACCUAAUUGAUUAAUGCAUUUGUUUAGAAAUUAUGGUGCUGAAAUGUUUCCUUACUGCAUUUUCUGUAGAUAUUUUUAUCCACUUUUCCAAGUCAAGUUUCGUACGAAUAAGAUGUUAUUUAUAUUUCCUUACUGAUUAAUAAACAUUGUAGAGCACUUGAACAUUUAUCAAAUCAUAGUGAAAUUAUGUUAUCUCUUCAUAUUCUAGUUUUAUCAGAAAUUAAUUGUUCUUCAAUAUCUUAAUUACCUGAUUAAUUAUUUCAGUUUGGCGAAGUAUCACAACUAUGAAACCAAAGAUAUGUUGUAGGAUAGUGAAAAUACCUUAAUCAAAUAUGUACGUUUCAUCAUUGUACAAAAUAGGUCAAUUUUAUAAAUGUCUUAAAUGAAUGUUUGAUAAACAAUAUUAUGUAUUUAUGUUUUUAGUAAGAUAAUUUGUAUGUAGAAAAGGCUUGUCAAUUUAAAGAACAUUUUUGCAUUUUAGUAAGUUAUAAUUUUCAAUAAAGUUUUCGAAAUAGUC
This is a messenger RNA of Nilaparvata lugens (brown planthopper), 6955 nucleotides long. It is a transcript of the gene sl, whose product is annotated as 1-phosphatidylinositol 4,5-bisphosphate phosphodiesterase gamma-1-like. Gene Ontology annotation, molecular function: phosphatidylinositol-4,5-bisphosphate phospholipase C activity; protein binding; calcium ion binding. The coding region runs from base 234 to 3995 and encodes 1253 amino acids. The transcript is spliced from 23 exons. NCBI's taxonomy places the organism in Eukaryota, Metazoa, Arthropoda, Insecta, Hemiptera, Delphacidae. The record is from RefSeq and is a predicted model, not a curated record. Gene Ontology annotation, biological process: phospholipid catabolic process; phosphatidylinositol-mediated signaling; positive regulation of epithelial cell migration.